CAUUGUACAUGUAGGCAGGUAUAUAUUAUGUAUUUAUUUUAGGUACUCACCGUAUAGUGAAUUUCCACCUAUUCUGAAGCUGAGAAUGUUUAAUGUUAUGUAUGUAGGUAGGUACGGACUACAUAUUGGACCGCUUGCCGGAUAUCCGAGGAUCUCUUAGCGUUAAAUCUUUAAACCCGAAUCACCGCGUUGACUUUAGCGGGCAGUGUGUACCUAACAGCACAUGCUAUGUACCUAUCUUUCCUUUAUCAUUCUACCUAAUGCCAAGAAGAAAAGCAGGAGCUUGCUAACGUCAUCUGAAUGAUGAGGGGCAGGUGUCACUGUACAUAGGUAGGUAGGAAUGGGAACUAAGGUUUACGUAACAUGCAUGAUCUGAUAAACCAAAGAUGGAUACCGUUGCCCUUCUCAUCCAAUUAAAUAUUAAGAUCACUCUUGUUUUUCCGUUUCCGCUAUCCCCGAGCUCCAAGGCCUAAAUCGCCGUUGACCGAGCUUCGGAUCUUUUUUCGCGACUUUUGAUAAUUGAUUUGAAAUUCGCCUUCAAGCUUAGGACAACUCCACCAUCUUUCUCCUUCUCAUACACACAUUUCUCCAUAUUCCCUUUAAUAACUGAACACAUAUUUCCGUUUGAUGCCAUCAUGGCGAAUGUGGCAUCUUCAGCACUGAGACAGGCUUCGCGCCUCGCUCUCAAGCAACAUAUCGCCUCAACUCCUCUACGAGGACUUCCGUCCAUAUCAAAAGUGGCAGGUGUAACUGCCGCGCAGAUCGCCCGAAGGGGAUAUGUGUCGGAAACUAAACGCGACAAUGCUCAGGUUAAUGUUGAGACGGCUAUUAGGUUAGAUAAGAAGGACUUCAUGAAUGAGAAAGGAGAGCUUGUUAUGCCAGGCUCCGGCAAUCUCACAAACGGUACAGUUAGCCCGAUGGCUGAAGUGCUAAAGGAGGCAACUGUUUUAGAGGAGGGUCAACGUCCCAUCUAUCUAGACAUGCAAGCUACGACGCCCGUCGAUCCCAGAGUUCUAGACGCCAUGCUGCCAUUCUUCGUUGGCAUCUACGGCAAUCCCCACUCUCGAACACACGCAUACGGCUGGGAAAGUGAAAAGGCCGUUGAGGAAGCGCGAGCGCACGUUGCUAAGUUGAUUGGUGCGGAUCCUAAGGAAAUCAUAUUCACCAGUGGUGCAACUGAAAGCAAUAACAUGAGCAUCAAGGGCGUUGCGAGGUUUUUUGGCCGAUCUGGCAAGAAGAAGCACAUUAUCACAAGUCAAACGGAACACAAGUGUGUUCUUGACAGUUGCCGACAUCUUCAGGAUGACGGGUUUGAAGUCACAUACCUACCAGUCCAAAGCAACGGUUUGAUCGACCUAAAGGAACUAGAAGCCGCAAUCCAACCAACAACGGCACUUGUUAGCAUCAUGGCUGUGAACAAUGAAAUUGGUGUUAUUCAACCUCUGGAAGAGAUUGGCAAGUUAUGCCGCGAGAAGAAGGUUUUCUUCCACACUGAUGGAGCUCAGGCCGUAGGAAAGAUCCCCUUGGACGUCAAUGCGAUGAAUAUCGACUUGAUGUCAAUCUCGUCGCACAAGAUCUACGGCCCUAAGGGUAUUGGUGCCUGCUAUGUCCGAAGACGACCGCGCGUGAGAUUAGAGCCUAUCAUCAGUGGCGGUGGCCAGGAGCGUGGCCUACGCAGCGGAACUCUCGCUCCGCCUCUAGUGGUAGGAUUUGGUGAGGCCUGCCGCAUCGCCCAGGAGGAGUUACAAUAUGACACGAAACGUAUCAAGGCACUGUCCGAUCGAUUGUUAAAGGGACUUUUGGCAUUGGAGCAUGCGACCCAAAACGGUGCCCCUGAAAGCUUCUAUCCUGGAUGUGUCAAUGUCUCCUUCGCAUAUGUCGAGGGCGAGUCGCUUCUUAUGGCUCUGAAGGAUAUUGCGCUGUCAUCAGGCAGUGCUUGUACAUCCGCCUCGCUAGAGCCAAGUUAUGUCUUAAGGGCACUUGGAAAUAGUGAUGAGAGCGCACACAGCAGCAUCAGGUUCGGCAUUGGUCGAUUCACUACGGAGCAAGAAAUCGAUUACGUUCUCAAAGCCGUUCAGGAACGAGUCACCUUCCUUCGCGAACUAAGUCCUCUAUGGGAACUUGUCCAGGAAGGCAUUGAUUUGAACACAAUCCAAUGGAGCCAGCACUGAUGAUGUCACUAACCUCUCUGAAUGCCGAACUCUUUAAUCCUAAUCGCACUUAAGGAAAAGAGGUCUUAUCACUCAUAGAUGAAUAUGUCAAAUUGGGCUAUAUGCCUAGUUUCACCAUCGCUUUUGGUUGGGCGCUGAGGACAAAAACAUCCUCUCACUUGUAAUUUUAGGCGUUAUGGCGGUUUAUUGUGUAUUUCGCUGCUUGAUUGCGAACAUGCAUGCGGUUUCGGGUCGCAUAGGGAAUGCGAUUAUUUUAGGGAGGGCCGCUAGAAAAUCCGGUGGACAUUACUUAUCUCAAUGAUACCAAAUGAAAUGGCAUGCUGAAUAUGAGUUCAUGAGCAAAUUAGUUUCUGGUUGAGAUAGUUGGGAUAUAAGUCCUUCAACACGAUGUUAUGUUUUUGAUGCAUUUGGUUGUCAUUGCUACUCUUGUGAAAUAAAACAUAGCCGAGUAAAUGGAUAUGUUCUAGACGAUAAAACUUGGCAGGACAUCUUGUAUGUGAAACUACAGCUUCAUACCAUGUAGCUGCAAAGGUUUGUUCCCGGGAAGACGGCAUACCGCAUACGGCAUACACUAGGUGCUACGUACCUAGCCAUAGUGAAGCAAUAUAAUGAAUGCCAAGUACGUCAUCGUAGAUACCGCAAAAAAUGUGAUCUAACAUAGGUAUUCAAAGGAGUAAAUGGCUCGUGCUAAAUGCAUGAGAUUACGUAUUUAGCG
This is a messenger RNA of Daldinia decipiens, 2886 nucleotides long. RefSeq names its product cysteine desulfurase. Gene Ontology annotation, cellular component: nucleus; cytosol; mitochondrion. The transcript has 2 exons. Gene Ontology annotation, molecular function: cysteine desulfurase activity; pyridoxal phosphate binding. Gene Ontology annotation, biological process: [2Fe-2S] cluster assembly. Lineage: Eukaryota; Fungi; Ascomycota; Sordariomycetes; Xylariales; Hypoxylaceae. The coding region runs from base 636 to 2171 and encodes 511 amino acids. The record is from RefSeq and is a predicted model, not a curated record.